Molecule: messenger RNA, 2768 nt
Organism: Microplitis mediator
Lineage: Eukaryota; Metazoa; Arthropoda; Insecta; Hymenoptera; Braconidae
Product: neprilysin-like
Exons: 17
Coding region: 129-2357 (742 amino acids)
Biological process (GO): protein processing
Cellular component (GO): plasma membrane
Molecular function (GO): metalloendopeptidase activity
Source: RefSeq, a predicted model, not a curated record
GAGGAAAAAAUAUUGUAAUCGAAAGACGCGGUUUCACAAACAACCAGCAAAAUAAUAUAAAUAGAUGAUAUGUCGCUUUUGUCAGCUCACUCAUUAGUCUUCGCUGAAAACGGAACCGCUGAGUAAAAAUGAAGUUCAAAAUAAUACUGUUUUGCCUAACGGCCAGCACUUUUGGGAGUAACAUAAGCCCAUGGGAAAGUCACGAUGGCGAUAAAGAUGCUGGGUGGUUUUUAGAGACUGAAAAGGAUACUAUUGACGUCAGAGAAGUUAAUGUUUGUAAUACUAACGACUGCAUAGCUCUCGCUAAGGACCUUUCGGGCGGAAUGAAUAAAUCCGCAAAUCCAUGUGAGGAUUUCUAUGAAUACACGUGCGGAUUAUUUGAAAAAACUCAUCCUCUUCCUGCUUAUACUCCUAUUUGGGGUAGACCUUACAUGUUUCAACAAAUGGUUUAUCAACGUUUGAAAACAAUUUUGGAAACAACUCCUGAGCCGGACGAUAUUUUGCCAGUGAGACAGGCCAAGAAAUGGUAUCGCGCUUGCAUGGAUUCAGAGACACUUGAAAAACGAGGCUUAGAUCCGAUAGAAUCUGUUUUGAUGCAAGUUGGAGGCUGGCCGAUGACUAUUGACGCCGAAGAAUGGGACGAAAGUGAGCAUCCGUGGCAGCGAAUCGAGCAACACUAUUUCCAAAUUACUGGCUCUUAUGUAUUUUACAAAUUUAUGCCUGAUUGGUCAAACACUACCGUGGUUAAAGUUGAGCCAGGCGAUCUUCCACUCCGCAAUAAACUUCCGUUUGAAUUCAAAAAUUAUGAAGGAGAAGAAUAUGAAAAUUACAAGGAAUUCAUUUCAGCCGUAGCUCUACUUUUUGUUACAUACAACAGCGCAAAUAUUGCUCUUGAGGAUAUUUACAAAGAUGCCAGCGAUUUAAUUGAGUUUGAAAAACAAUUAAGUUUGAUUUCAGACAGCGAAAGUGAGGAUGCCGAGAUUGUCAAGACUUUGGAUGAGUUUCAAGAGUGGUACGACAAAAAUACAGUCGAUCAAGGCAACAAAGUUACGGUGAAAAAAUUAGUCAGAGGAUUAUUGGAAACAGUAAAUCAUGACCCAGAAAAUGUCAAGUACUUAUCAGUAGCCAGUAUGGAGUAUUUUGUUAAAUUGCUCGAACUGAUGAACAAAACUCCCAAGCGAACUAUAAUAAAUUAUAUCCACUGGGAUUUUAUUUGUGAGAUGCUUGCGACAACGACCGAAGAUAUGCGCGAUGUAUUUUUUGUGUUAAUGAACAAACAAUUUGGAGUCUCGAAAAGAGAGCCACGCUCAGUCGAGUGUGCAAAAGAAAUAAAAAUGCUCGAAGCAAAUGGAUACGCAUUCGCUGAAAAAUAUUUUUCCACAGACGUCGAUACUAAUGUUAGAAAUUUGGUUGACAACGUAGGCGAGGAAAUGAAAAUACAGAUACAAAGAUCAGAUUGGCUGGACGAUAAUACUAAGAAGAUAGUUACCGACAAAAUUGACAAUAUGGGAAUAUUUGUAGGCACUCCUGAAGAGUAUAAAAACAGAACAUACGUUCUAAAUUCAUAUAAAGGGCUUGUCAUCAGCAACAAUCACUUUGAUAAUGUACUCAGUUAUAAAAAAUAUGAGAUGAGAGAAAAAUUACGCGAGGCAUUGGACGGCCAAGCACCCGCAGAAGAUGACUCGGAUAUGGACAUACUUGAAGUUAAUGCUUACUAUGAUCCUUACUCCAAUGCUAUAGUUAUACCUGUGUCCGUUUUGCAGCCCCCAUUUUUCACUUUAAGUCUUCCCAAUAACAUUAACUAUGGAAUGAUUGGAGCAGUGAUCGGGCACGAAUUAGGACACGCCUAUGACGUUAACGGGUUGAAAAUAGGUCUACAACAACAAAAGCUCGAACUUCCUAAAGAGAUUUUGGACAUGUAUGAUCAACGCGCGGGAUGUUUCAUCGAUCAAUUUAAAGAAUACUUUAGGGAGCCGAGUUCUGAUGACGGAACUGAUUCCGAAGAUACAGGAAGAAAACUAAGUCGAAAGACUCAAGGAGAAAAUAUGGCGGAUACGACAGGGCUGAACGCAGUUUUCGAUGCCUGGAAGAGAAUGAUAACAGCGAAAGGUUCUGAUACUAAACUACCUGGUUUUGAAAAGUAUUCCGACGAGCAAAUGUUCUUCAUAGGAUUUGGAUCUAUGUGGUGCACAGUAUCUACACCAGAGUAUGCGGCAGCACUAAAGGCACAAGAUGAACACAGCCCCACGAAUUUAAGAGUACUUGGCGCAAUUUCAAAUAGCGAGGAAUUUGCUCGUGCUUUCAGUUGCCCGAAAGGCACCCGGAUGAACCCGGAAAAGAAAUGUAAUAUUUGGUAAACUAUUAAAACACAUAUUGAGCCCAAAAAAGCCAAUCGAGGACGCAGGCACAAGAAUCAUCAUCCCUGGGUUUUAAUUGGUCAAAAUAUUAUAAUCAAUUGAAAUAUUCCAUUCAUAAAUACAAUAUAUGUUGAAAUAUGAUUUUUAAAUAUACAUACAUUGUAUAUAUACAUAUAUGACUAUGACUCCGUCACUAAUAUUAUUGUAAUUCAUAAUUUCGGGUAAGCUCGUUAACCAUCGAUCAUCAUUGAUGGCCGAAAUUUAUUUCCUCCUUGUUGUAUACAUUUUCGGCCAUGUUCGAGCGACGAGUACACUCGUACAACAGAGAGAUACUCGGUAACUAUCAUGCGACUAUCAUUAUUUUGUAUUGUUAUAUAUCAAAUAAAACUAUUUACUGUUUUGUGAAUAUAA